Sphaeroforma arctica JP610 is the source of this 228-nucleotide messenger RNA. RefSeq lists its product as hypothetical. The annotation marks the transcript as partial. The record is from RefSeq and is a predicted model, not a curated record. The transcript has a single exon. Lineage: Eukaryota; Ichthyosporea; Ichthyophonida.
AUGACUGCCACUCACCAACAUCGACUCAACUCUGCAGAUGCUAUGGCUCUGGACACGGACGACGAAAACGGCGAGGAUUUAAUUAACGACAUGAUUAACGAUGACAAUGGCGAUGAUGCAGACGACUUCCACGCCGCACUUGACCACACAAAUGCGACAAAGAGCAUGGAAAACGACAACACAAACGUUGGGCUACCAGCAUCACAGGUACCACAUGAGAGCUGUGCG